GUGCCCGGGUCUUUCGUGACUAGACUAGCCGUGCAUGAGAGGAAACAAAGACCUACUGAAGACCUUCUUCAUGACAUUUUAAUAUCUAACAUAUCUGAACAGGCAGUGAGGAUGUCAGACAGAGGAGACGUGGAUUUAACCGGAGCCAAACAGAACACCGGCGUCUGGCUUGUUAAAGUGCCGAAAUACUUGUCUCAACAAUGGGCCAAGGCUACAGGAAGAGGAGAAGUUGGAAAACUUCGGAUCGGCAAGAAUCAAGGGAAGGCAGAGGUGUCCUUCACGCUGAAUGAGGAGUUGACCACGAUAGAGAGCUCUAGCGAGAAAGCUUCUGUGGUCCGCGCCCCCCGGGAACAUCCCUUCACCAUGCAGACUGUGGGUGGCCAGACUUUGGCCGUCUUUACAGAGACCUCUUCAGAUAAAAUAGCGCUGGAGGGAGUGGUGGUGCAGCGAGCCGAGUGCAGGCCAGCCGCCAGUGAAAACUACAUGAGGUUAAAACGGCUGCAGAUUGAGGAGUCAUCGAAACCCCACAGAUUCUCUCAGCAGCUUGACAAAGCAGUCACCACCAAUUACAAACCUGUGGCCAACCACGCCUAUAACCUGGACUAUGAGAAAAAGAAGAAAGAAGAGGGAAAAAGGGCGCGAGCGGACAGGCAACAGGUGCUGGAUAUGCUCUUCUCUGCCUUUGAGAAGCACCAGUAUUACAACAUAAAAGAUCUAGUGGACAUCACCAAACAGCCUGUGAUUUAUCUGAAGGAGAUCCUGCGCGACAUUGGUAUCUACAACGUGAAGGGCACCCACAAGAACACCUGGGAGCUGAAGCCUGAAUACAGGCAUUACCAGAAUGAGGAGAAGAGCGACUGAGCUGGUUGAUUAUUUCAUUGAGUGCUGAUCUGUUUCAUUGCCCUUUUAUUCCUAUUACAGGAAUAAGGCUGUCUUACCACAGAGCUGUGCGUUUGGCCUCUAGGCAUUUACUAAACGGGCCAAGGUUAGUACAAGCAAGUGCAAGCAGUUCCUGUUUCUCAGUGCCCCGUGCAGAAGGCCAUGAAAGUCCAUUCUUCAGAGUCUUCUAGGUUUGAUGAACUGUUUUUAUGAAACAUUAGUGUUUUGUUUGUUUGCUGGAUUUGCUAGAAACUACCAUAUAAAUGUGGCUUCGGUUCUUUUGGAAGAGCAACACUGACCAUGUUGCUCAAGAUUACCUGUAAGGUUAGCUAAACCCAUUUGUGUUUUUACUUAGCAGUGAUUUUAAGCUACUAAAGGCUGUGUUUAAAUAAA
This is a messenger RNA of Colossoma macropomum (tambaqui), 1272 nucleotides long. RefSeq names its product general transcription factor IIF, polypeptide 2a (gene gtf2f2a). Bases 112 to 861 code for a protein of 249 amino acids. The transcript is spliced from 8 exons. The record is from RefSeq and is a predicted model, not a curated record. Gene Ontology annotation, biological process: transcription by RNA polymerase II; transcription initiation at RNA polymerase II promoter. Gene Ontology annotation, cellular component: transcription factor TFIIF complex. Lineage: Eukaryota; Metazoa; Chordata; Actinopteri; Characiformes; Serrasalmidae.